AUGGCCGACACUCUCACAACAACCGAUCUCCAGGGCUCCCUGCCUCUCAUCGCCCGCGGCAAGGUCCGAGACCUGUACGAAGUCGACGACAAGACCCUCCUCUUCGUCGCAACCGACCGCAUCUCCGCCUACGAUGUGAUUAUGGAAAAUGGUAUCCCCGAAAAGGGCAUUCUCCUCACUCUCUGCACGCAAAAAUGGUUUCAAAUCCUCAUGGACGCCCUCCCCUCGCUCCGAACCCAUUUCAUCACCCUUGACCUUCCCCCACAGAUCCCCGCUUCAUUGCACCCGGUUCUACAGAACCGCAGCAUGCAGGUCCGCAAGUUGCGCAUCUUGCCCAUUGAGGCCAUCGUCCGUGGAUACAUUACCGGAUCUGCGUGGAAUGAAUACAAGAAGUCUGGAACUGUGCACGGAAUCUCCGUGAAGGCUGGUCUGCAGGAGAGUGAAGCGUUCCCAGAUGGGCCGAUUUAUACGCCGAGCACAAAGGCCGAGCAGGGAGAGCAUGAUGAGAACAUUCAUCCUGAUAAGGCCGUCGAGAUCCUUGGUGAGCGAUAUGCAUCAAAGGUCGCCGAGCUCGCCGUGGAGCUCUACAAGACCGCUCACGCCUAUGCGCUCACGCGGGGCGUGAUAAUUGCGGACACAAAAUUCGAGUUCGGUGUCGACGAGGAGACGGAUGAAGUGGUUCUGGCCGAUGAGGUUCUCACGCCAGACUCGUCGCGCUUCUGGCCUAAGGAUUCAUAUGAGAUUGGCCGUGGCCAGCAGAGCUUCGACAAGCAGUUCUUGCGCGAUUGGCUGGUGAAGGAGGGACUGAAGGGCAAGGAGGGUGUUCGGAUGACUGAGGAGAUUGCGCAGAAGACGAGUGAGAAGUAUAGAGAGGCAUGGGAGCGCAUCACCGGGGGGAACUAA
This is a messenger RNA of Aspergillus calidoustus, 903 nucleotides long. The record is from the annotation of a GenBank genome assembly. NCBI's taxonomy places the organism in Eukaryota, Fungi, Ascomycota, Eurotiomycetes, Eurotiales, Aspergillaceae.